CUUUUGUUUUAUUAGCCAGUCAGAUUUCAGGAAAGUAAAGUGUGGCGCGAACGGUCAUGGGUCUGGGGACGAGGUUAGCUUUGCGCGAGCCAAUAAGAAUGCCAAAUGAUACGCCACGAUGUGCAUGUGAUCUCUAUGACGUAAAUAAAAUAAUUUGCCAUCGCUUUGUGAAAAAAUGCUUUUCGCGAUGACAGCGUGACUUAGUGUGUCUGCUUAUUUUUGGUGAUAAAAUGGUGACGAAAAAUAUUAUUUUCGUCUAAACCUCUUCGGUCUGAAAAUGACGACACGCGUGCAAGUUGAAAUCGGUGAAGAAGACACCACAACGGAAGAAUAUGAGUCAGCGUGCUCUUCAAGAUCUUCGGUGGAAAGACCGCAGCCAAAAGCGGUCAGCCGGUUUCGCCCUUACUUCACAUGCGCGGUUUCCUUAGCACAAUUAUGUAUGUUGAUCUGGCUGUGCUGGACGACACCUUUCACUGAAAUAGGCUUAUCACCGAGAAUCUAUUACAGAAUAGAGCCUUUCACAUUUCGUGGUAAUGUCACUGUAACUCACGUUGAACGGCCAAACCCUUUGAUUGGGCCCCCAGGGGCGAAGUUGAUAUCCCUCGGAGCGCUCUUCCCGCCGUGCAUCAGGGAAGACUAUACAUUUAACGUCUACCAGGUUCAAUCUUUGCAGCCGAAUAUUGGGGAAAUUGAAGAAAGACUGGGCUGCUGUGAGAUGAAGGAAGUGAACGCAGCAGGGACUACGACUAAGGGAGAAUGCAGCGUUCUCUCAAACAACAAAGCAACUUGGAGGGAAGUACGAUGUAAUCAGCGGUCUUCAUCACAAUCAGCAGUCAAGCAUACCUUGCGACCCUGCUGUAAAGAAGAUGGGCAGUGCACGCUGAGCAGUCCGCAGCACUGUUGGUUUAUGAAGGGUCGAUUUCAUCUUCACGUUGACCACUGCACACAGGUCGACUGUUUAAGGCAGCUUUGCAUUCUGGGCAAUGAUAUUGCAGCUGGCAAUUACGUCACGCAAUUCUCUCCACGUCGAGGUUAUCAAUGGUGGCGAUUCUUGACGUCACUUUAUCUACAUCAUGGUAUUCUGGACUACCUACUGAUCACACCUAUACAAGUAUGGUUGUGCGGGGGACAGGAAAACGUUAUUGGAUGGUUGCGCAUGGCAUUGGUGUAUCAUACUGCUGGCGUGGGCGGACACUUGAUUGGCUCCUUAUUCACGAAGCAUGACUCGCCCCAGGCCGGAGCAGGUCCAGCCGUCGGUGGCAUAAUGGGCCUGGCUUUGGCUGAACACGUGAUACGUAGACGAACGAUGGAAACUCCGGGGAAAAGGCUUACUUCCUUAAUUGCCCCACUCUUCGCUCUCAUUUUUCUCGGCACCGUUCCACAAGUUAACAACUUUUCUCUGUUGGCUGGCUUAGCUUACGGUUGUUUGAGUGCACUAGUGUUUUGGAGUCGGAUCGUGUUUCCAAAAAAAUUUUUCUUGUGUCAAUUUAUAGUUGUGUUUACAAUAGUAACAAUAUUUUUGUUUAGCCUUGCUCUUUUCUACGGUUUGCAGAGGAUAGAUGUAAGUUCCUUCUUGAGGUUCGUAAAUUGCAUCCCGUAUGCGGGAGGUUUGUGCGAUUAAUCGUGUUUUGGAGUGGAUAGAGAGGAAUAAAGAAAAGGCAAAGGGAGGA
Messenger RNA from Stylophora pistillata, 1670 nucleotides. Its product is annotated as inactive rhomboid protein 2. Gene Ontology annotation, cellular component: endoplasmic reticulum membrane. Gene Ontology annotation, molecular function: serine-type endopeptidase activity. Lineage: Eukaryota; Metazoa; Cnidaria; Anthozoa; Scleractinia; Pocilloporidae. The record is from RefSeq and is a predicted model, not a curated record. Gene Ontology annotation, biological process: regulation of protein secretion; regulation of epidermal growth factor receptor signaling pathway.